AUGUUCAUUGGCGCCUAUGUUGGCGCCCGCCCCCUGGGGCGCCCGCUGCCGCCGCUGGGCGAGGUGCCGCAGAGCGCCCAGGUGCCGCUGUUCCUCAUCUACAGCUUUGCCCGAGACGCGGCCAAGGACGGGCGGUUUGAGUUUUACGACCCCUGGCAGCUGGAGACCGCCGUGCGACAGCAGUGCGGCAACCAGCGCGGCAUGCUGUCGCUGGCGGGGGCGGGGUUCAGCUGGGGCUCCGCGGUGGGGCUGGACGAGUGGGUGGCAAACGCCCUGGACAGCCUGCAGCGCAUGCUGGACAAGUAUGGGCUGGUGGGCCUGGACAUCAAUUACGAGGAGGGUCUGGAUGAGCGGGGCGGCUUCGCGGAGGCCAUGGCUGCGCUGAUUGCGCAGCUCAAGGCCUGGCGGGCCAGCCUGCUGGUCACCAUCUCGCCCUAUUGCGCCACUUGGCCGCACUACCGCCAGCUGCUGCAGCUGGCGGGUGCCAGCAUCGAUUUCGUCAACUGGCAGCUGUAUGCGGAGCUGGAGUCACCGGAUGCCACAGCGGAGGAGGCAGUUGCCGUGUACGAGCGGCUGGCUCGGGAGGUGGGCGGCUACAGCAAGCUGACCCUGGGGGUGAACACGGAGCCCAAGGAUCUGCGAGGGCCGCGGCUGGGGGCGUGCCUGGCGGCCCUCCACGUGCUGAAGGGCCGCGGCAUCGGCGGCGCCUUUGUGUGGGCGCUGGAUAACAGCUGCGGCUGCGGAUUCCAGGCCGAGUCGGCCUUGCUGCGCAUCGCUGGCGAGCCGACAGGGGUGCACGCCCAGCAGCAGCAGGGCCAGGCUGCCGGCGGCGGGGCGCAGCAGGCGGCGACCGGCGGGGCUGCGGCCAGCGGCGGCGGGCAGCACGUGGCGAGUUACAGUGGCAGCACCUGCUGCUGCAUCGGCUGA
Chlorella variabilis is the source of this 927-nucleotide messenger RNA. RefSeq lists its product as hypothetical. The transcript is spliced from 5 exons. Bases 1 to 927 code for a protein of 308 amino acids. The record is from RefSeq and is a predicted model, not a curated record. Gene Ontology annotation, biological process: carbohydrate metabolic process. Lineage: Eukaryota; Viridiplantae; Chlorophyta; Trebouxiophyceae; Chlorellales; Chlorellaceae.